Messenger RNA from Phalacrocorax carbo (great cormorant), 2129 nucleotides. NCBI's taxonomy places the organism in Eukaryota, Metazoa, Chordata, Aves, Suliformes, Phalacrocoracidae. The record is from RefSeq and is a predicted model, not a curated record.
GCUGCGCGGCGGGGUGGGAGGCGCAGUGCCGGUGCUCCCGUCGCCCCCGGUGCUCCGUGCCCCGCCGCUGCCCCGCGCCCCGCCGCCGCCCCACCGCCACCAUGGAGGCCAUCAAGAAGAAGAUGCAGAUGCUGAAGCUGGACAAGGAGAAUGCCAUCGACCGCGCCGAGCAGGCGGAGGCUGACAAGAAGCAGGCGGAAGACCGCUGCAAGCAGCUGGAGGAGGAACAGCAGGGCCUGCAGAAGAAGCUGAAGGGCACGGAGGAUGAGGUGGAGAAGUACUCUGAGUCCGUCAAGGAGGCCCAGGAGAAGCUGGAGCAGGCAGAGAAGAAAGCUACAGACGCUGAGGCUGAAGUGGCUUCUCUGAACCGCCGUAUCCAGUUGGUGGAGGAGGAGCUGGACCGAGCCCAGGAGCGCCUGGCCACCGCCCUGCAGAAGCUGGAAGAAGCUGAGAAGGCGGCUGAUGAGAGCGAGAGAGGCAUGAAGGUCAUCGAAAACAGGGCCAUGAAGGAUGAGGAGAAGAUGGAGCUCCAGGAAAUGCAGCUGAAGGAGGCAAAGCACAUAGCGGAGGAGGCUGACCGCAAAUACGAGGAGGUUGCCCGCAAGCUGGUUGUCCUUGAGGGAGAGCUGGAGCGCUCGGAGGAGAGGGCAGAGGUGGCAGAGAGUAAAUGUGGUGACCUAGAGGAAGAGCUGAAAAUUGUCACCAACAACUUGAAGUCCCUGGAGGCCCAGGCUGACAAGUAUUCCACCAAGGAAGACAAGUAUGAGGAGGAAAUCAAGCUCCUAGGGGAAAAACUGAAGGAGGCUGAGACCCGAGCGGAGUUUGCAGAGAGGUCUGUGGCAAAGCUGGAGAAAACCAUCGAUGAUCUAGAAGAGCGCUCCCGGCAGGAGGCUGAGAAAAACCGUGUUCUCAGUAACGAGCUGCGGGUCAUCCUUACCGAACUUAACAACUGAGCUGCGCAGACCUCCCGGCCCCAGUGCAGCCUCCCUGCCCUGCUUUGGCCAGGCUGACUUGGGGCUGGAGUCCCUGCCUGCUCCCCACCUGGGCUAGGCGGGGUCUGGAGCCUUGGCUUAUCCCCCUGGGGGUAACUGCCCCGCUGCGGGGGACGACAGGGAGACCCUCUGGAGCUGAUUAGUUUUUCUUGGGUGAGGAAUGAUGGUUUUUGUGAUGUCCUGGGAUGCCCAUGCAUCCAUGAUGAUGGUUGUCCCCCAGCAUCAGCCUGGCCCUGCUGGGGAGGAAUGCAGUGGUUUUUAUUUCCCCCUUCCUCCCCUUGUCCCAGGAGUUGGUGGCAUGCCUCUUCCUCCUCACUCUGGUCACCCCAAACUGUGCAGGGAGGAUCCCCUCAGAGUGGGGUCCCUGGAGGCUGCUGGGUGGGUUGGCAGAGGAGCUAGGGACCCGGCAGCACCUGCUGCCCCAAACUUGGGGUGGGGGACAGGGAAGACCCCAGCAAGGAGUGCUAGGAGAUGGGAAUGGGUGGGCAGAGCUCUUGUCACAUCCCUGUCUCUAGAGGGAAGGAGGGUGCUGUCUGGAAGUGAGUGCUGGAGGAGGCUGCCUCAGCAGCAGGCUGCUUGGAAGAGCUUGUCCCUGCAGCCUCAUUAUCUCUCGUCCUUCUCUCUCUGCUGUCCUCACUGCCCACCUUCCCGGGCUCUUGUCUCACUCCUCUUCCUCAUGGAGCACCGCUGGGUCAUGCAGCAGGCACUGGCUUUCCUCUUUUGCUGGCCAAGGGUUUGUGUGCAUGCCCACAGCCAGAUGGUGGUGAUACCCCAGGGCAGGACCUGCUGGUGGCUGGCUGGAGAAUGGUACCCACCAGCAGUACCCGUGCUGCAGAGGGCCCAGCCAUGGGUAACAGGGCUCCAUGGGAAGAUGGAAUUGCUGAGAAGUGGGCAUCACCUGUCCUCAGUGACUGGCCUGGCUGCCCUGGCAGGUCCCAGAGUGGCUGGGCUCAUCCCUGCCAAAGGUGCAGCUCCUUGCGUGGACUCUGCUGUGCAGGGACAUCCUGCUUGACUGGAGGCUGGCCCUGUACUGAAAUGUCUGUGUGUGUGUGUGUGUGUGUCUGUGCUUGGCGUGGUGUGUGUGGGUCCGGCUGCACCUGGGUACUCUUGGGCUGUGUCUGUGUGCGUGGCUGGGUA